AAACGUGCGAGAAGACCGGCUAUCAAAUACGAUAGUGCUGCUUCUGACGAGGAGCCGCUUGUCGACACGACUGCGGCACUCACCCUCCACUCCAAAAAGACCGCCCGGUUGCAGAAGCGGCAACAGAAGAAAGAGUCACGCAAGGUUCAUUCGGAAAUCAAAUCGUUUCUCGACUUCCCACCUGAACUACUGUCUCUUGUGCUAAGCUUCCUGCGUCCAAGCGACCUUUUCAGUCUACUUCGCCUGAAUCAGGAUACCCGCGCCUUCAUCCUCGACAAUGAGAGGGGCAUUGCAGAAGGUGCAAUGAGUUAUCGAUACUGGGUCCUGAGACAAUGCUUCCCACUACCUGUACUUUUGUCAAGAGUUCCAGCCUACGCUCACCCGAUAUUACUCAGUCCACAAUGGCAGAAUCGCCUCAAGAUCCACAGGAAUCCAUACCAGCACAUCCGACAAAUCGAUCCGGAAGGUAUCUGUACCUGCAUGAGUUGCGUGUUGGCUUGGAACAACCUUAAUAUCAUUCUUGACCUUGCACAUUGGCAACCGAACUUCGAGAAUCGCGAGCCUCUCCCGAUAAUCCCUCGCGGUAAAAAUCCUGAGUGGAAUAUCUCUCUACUUGAUCACCAUGCCUCGAUUGUCACGAAGGCGAUACAGAGUCCCCUCACUUAUGCGCGAAUACUACAAAGACACCUCGAAGUGACGACCCGCACAAUCCUCCGGGCUUCCAAAUGGCGUAAGAAAGGCGAAAAGAUCACAACUACAAAACCGAAAUUGUACCACCUCAACGAUGCAGAAGCGGAGGAGGGAACCGACUCUUACCUCGAAAGAAGCGGGCCUCCGUCCUAUCAACCAAUAUAUAUGCGGGACAACUACUACAAUCUGGAGGCAUGGAUACCGAACCGCAAAUGGGACAAGGAGGGACGACGCUGGCAAUACUACUCGAGAUGGCCAAAGCCACAUGAGAACGAUUUGGAUUGGCUUGUU
Molecule: messenger RNA, 981 nt
Organism: Exophiala viscosa
Lineage: Eukaryota; Fungi; Ascomycota; Eurotiomycetes; Chaetothyriales; Herpotrichiellaceae
Exons: 1
Molecular function (GO): protein binding
Source: RefSeq, a predicted model, not a curated record